This is a messenger RNA of Ilyonectria robusta, 939 nucleotides long. RefSeq lists its product as uncharacterized. The transcript has 2 exons. The record is from RefSeq and is a predicted model, not a curated record. Lineage: Eukaryota; Fungi; Ascomycota; Sordariomycetes; Hypocreales; Nectriaceae. Bases 1 to 939 code for a protein of 312 amino acids.
AUGCCGCAUGCUCAAGAUGACAUGCUAGAGAAGGCUAAGGCAGACGUGGACCUGAGGGGAGCAAAGCGGCAGGGAGAGGCCUCUGCGCAUCGUGACGAACGGCAUACUCAUUUCUAUAGCCAGGGCGUUCCCUCCGUCCUGCCUCCACUCCCAUAUCAACUCACCAGUGGAAAUCCUUUGGGGUCUGGAUACGAUGCCGAGGGUGCCAAUAUAUCAAGAGGGAUCCAAUCGCAGACCGACCAUGGCGACGCUUUGGGGCUCGAAGGCCUAGAAAUCUCACAUUUCCUUCCCCCUCCUAGUCCUCCACUGCAGCCAAUCGCAGAAGAAUCUCCCGUGGGGGAUGGUGGCAUUUCCCCAGGAUCAGCAUCGGCAUCGCCACUUUUCGUUGCUGACAAUGAAGACCUUGCUCCGACAGCCACCGUCGACAUAGCCGCAGAAAACUCAACGCCCGUCGCCAAUACGGACCACGACGAUCAGGUGGACCGCCUUGCGUAUCAGCUGACAGACCAGCUAAUCACAUUUCGAGGAUGCUGCGUUGACUGCCACCGGGCAGCAAAACUUCAGCACCAUCAAGACCCCAGAGAGCAUAUUAGUCUCGCGGCUUACCUUGAAUCUACGACUGGUCUCUGCCCUGAGGUCCUCAGCUCUACCCGAAUCGCUUCUCUGGAGGAUGAUCUUGCCGGCAAGACGAGUUCUGCAAGCCGACAACAGAUCUACUGUGGCCUCGAGUCCGGAGAUCUGGCGCCGCCCCAUCUUUGCAUGAGUGAAGAUGAACGGGUCACGGCUGUCGCUGGGGUCGGCUUUGAUGUUGAUAGCAUCACGGGUUUCCCUAGCAACCUUGCUGUGGCCAAGCAGGGUAUUCGAUGGUACCCUACCCAGAUGCCUGUGUCGGACCUUCAGUCCGGUCUCCAUCUCCCAGUCCAGUCGCCUUCGAGAUGA